AAUCAACAUUCUGCACAUGCGCAGUAGGCCUGACGAAAACUUCCUGCGAAAUAGUGCUCCCUAACAACAGACAAAGCUUGUGGAUUCAGUUAAAGACGCUUAAUUAAAAGCGUUUCUCGUUCACUCCUUCAAUGGGUCCGGACACGCUUUCCAGGUGUAGAGAGUAGGCUGUGCGUGCAGACAUGUCAGGUCGCUCUGCUGCAGAGAUGGUCGACUCGCAGGAGCUGCCUGAACUGCCGGCAAAGAAGGCUAAGCUUGAGAUAGACGGUGGACUGGAAGAAGAGCCGAGUGAUUUAGGCGACGAUAGGAGUCCAGCUGCUGCGUUGGGUUCAUCACAGCAGGAAGGCUCUUACUCUGCCCUGUCCACAGCCCAGCUCGAUCCAGGUGAUCAGGUGCAGUCGGACAGAGGGGCGGCACCUCAAGCAUGCGAUGACUCCAUGAACUCGUAUGCACAUUCUGCCACAGACUCUACAGCAACAUCUGAAUACACCCAACAGGUUUAUCAAGGAAGCAACCCAGCAGUGACGUCGUACACCAACCAGGUGGGCUUUCCUCCUCUGGCCCAGUCCACUGUGUACUCAGCCUUCCCCCAGACAGGCCAGACCUACGGCCUCCCGCCCUUUGGUGCUAUGUGGCCAGGCAUUAAAACAGAGACAGGGUUGCCUGAGGCGCCCUCUGGUGGCCAGCCUGGGUUUCUCAGCUUCAGCACCGCAUAUACCUCAACCCAGCCAGGCCAGCUGCACUACUCAUACCCCAGCCAAGGCUCAAGCUUCACAACAUCCAGUGUGUACUCCAGCAUCCCUUCAGCGACAGCUGCCACCACAACAUCUCCCACAGUGGCCCACCAGGAAUUUAGCAGCUACAACUCUCUGGGACAGAGUCAGUUCUCUCAGUAUUACGCUCUGCCUCCCAGCUACGUGCCUGCCGGGCUGCCCAGCAGCGAUGACCACGGUGCCGCGGUGGGAGUGGCCGGAUAUUCAGCUGUAAAGUCGGAGCAGGCCGCCUCAGCUGGACUGCCUCCCAGGGAUGCGUCUCCACCAGAGAACCUCCCAGCAGGUGCGGCCCUCCCUACCAGUGUGGCUCUCCCCGCCGGAGCCCGAGAUCAGGACGAGGUUGGACGCAGGAACUCUGUUGGCAAAGCCAAAGGGAAGGGCAAGAGGCCUGAUAGCUCCCCGCCUGCUGACACCGACCUGGAGAGAAUCUUUCUGUGGGAUCUGGAUGAAACCAUUAUUAUAUUCCACUCACUGCUCACGGGCUCCUACGCACAGAAGUUUGGCAAGGACCCAGCAACAGUGCUGAACUUGGGCUUGCAGAUGGAGGAGCUGAUCUUUGAGCUGGCAGACACUCACCUCUUCUUCAACGACCUGGAGGAAUGCGAUCAAGUCCAUGUUGAGGAUGUUGCCUCUGAUGACAAUGGGCAGGAGCUGAGUACCUACAACUUCUUGACUGAUGGCUUUAAUGGUGCCAGUGGUGGCGGUGCAUCAGGAACCACCACGGGGGUCCAGGGAGGCGUGGAGUGGAUGCGGAAACUGGCCUUCCGCUACCGCCGGCUAAAAGAGAUGUACAAUAACUAUAAAGGGAAUGUUGGAGACUUGUUGAGUCCUAUGAAGAGGGAGCUGCUUCUCCGGCUUCAGUCAGAGAUCGAGAACGUUACAGACGUAUGGCUCAGCACAGCACUCAAGUCUCUGCUGCUCAUCCAGUCCAGGGGGAAGUGUAUGAAUGUGUUGGUCACCACCACUCAGCUGGUUCCAGCUCUGGCGAAGGUGCUGCUCUACGGCCUGGGAGACGUCUUCCCCAUCGAGAACAUCUACAGUGCCACUAAAAUAGGGAAAGAGAGUUGCUUUGAGAGGAUCGUCUCUCGCUUUGGAAAGAAAGUGACUUACGUGGUGAUAGGUGACGGUCGAGAUGAGGAGUUUGCAGCAAAACAGCACAAUAUGCCUUUCUGGCGGAUCUCCACUCACGGCGACCUCGUGUCCCUGCACCAAGCGCUGGAACUGGAUUUCUUGUAAAGGAGGCGGCGUUUGAAUGUCGCACACUAAAGGGAAGAUGAAGUUGUCGUCCUGUCGGGCUGCGGAGUGACAUUAUGUGAGAAAACCCUCCACAACCCCCGAACGACACAAACUUGCAUAUUAGAAAAUCUGCCCUGACUUGAGGACUAAUGACUCACUGUGUGAUGUGUGAUGGAAACAUACUGAGGCGGACUUUGGGUGGGAGCUGACUGUGAGAAACAGACUGGAUGCAUCAUUCGGCUGAGUUUAGGUUCCUGACGCCCAGCACUCCCUCCUCUACGGCAGCUAACCUCACCACGGCUGAAACUGGCACUGAUUUGGACACAGAAGGGAAGAUAUCCAUUUUUUUUUCCUCCUCUUUGGUCUCUUCUUCUUCUUCUUCUUCUUCUUCUUCUUCUUCUUUUAAGUUUCAAAAUGUCUUGCAGUGAAAACAAUCGCUCUAAUUGUUCAUUCUCUUUCUGCAUUUAAACGACCAAAGGGCCAUUGUUUAUUGGCAUUCUCUUUAGUUGUUGUAGCUUUUUAUUUAGGCUCUGUGUAACUGAAAGAUUAAUAUCAGAGCAGUUUUUUUUAUCUCUUCUGGGUUGUUUUGCACUCGUACAAAGACUUGAAAGCAUAAUUUUGCAGAAGUUACUUGACAGUCAUCAAAUGAUCGCACUAUUCGCCUCCCAUGUAACCAUUCAACUAUUUAACACGAGGAACCAGAUGAGGUCAAAGAAAUCUUGGUCAUGACCUCCCCUCCUGACCCAACCAAACCACGCCACCAGUCAGCUGCCGGACCUCCACUGUGUUGCAACAUACAUGUGUGUGUGAUCUGAGGUCAGUAAGCCUGCUGGGAAUCAACUUCUGACAAACCUGAGCCGGCUCUCCAACGCUCAGUAAUACAAUAUGAAAGGUAAUAAGCAUAAACCAAACACGGAUCAAUUUCAACUACUGGAGUUCUCCUGAAGGGUUGUACGAGUAGACAAGAACCACAUUUCCUGCCCCAGUAGUCCUCAUAGUAUUAGUAAGACUGCACGGGCAUAGUCUUACUAAUAAGACUUGAGCAUAACGUCCAAAUAAAUACCUUAGCUGUCUCCCAAAUCCAUACUACAUACUAAUACUAUACGCUAUGUACUAGAUACUAAUCUGCAUUAGGGCUGCAACUAUUAUUUUCAUUAUCAAUUGAUGUGAUGAUUCUUUUCUAAAUGAAUCGUUUGAUCUGUAAAAUGUCAGAGGGAAGUGAAAAGUGUCCUUUUCAAUUUCUCCACGCUGACGUCUUUAAAUGUUUUGAUUUUAAUGCGAUUAUAAAACGGAGAAAAGCAGGAAAUCUCCGUAUUUGAGAGGCUGAAAACAGGAUUAUUUUGCUUAGAAUUAGUAUGUGGUAAAGAUUUGGGACACAGCUCGGAUCUCCAAAUUUGGUGAAUUUGAAGGAAGAAUGAAAUGUUCCUUUUUUGGGAUGAGAGCUUCGUAAACUCCAUAAACCAUUUAAAAACCUGUAGAUUACCUGAAAAGUGCUUUGACACAAAGAUACAAGCCGGGCUGUUCUUAGCUGAUGAUGUUAUACUAUUAUUAGUAUAUUGACAGCUGAUUUUGGGUUCCUCAGUGGACAGUCCUAAGUAUCCUCGUAAUCCCUUAAAGAGACUAACGUCCGUCAAAUAAGCUUUAAAAUGGUUCAGUUGAAAGUGGCACGAUACAUAUUUUAAUUCCAAAUAAUAGCGUGUUAAGUGUAAAUCCAGAUAACGUGACUCUGUAAACAAACCCUGAAUCAUGUUUUCUGUAUAUUCAGUGUUUGUAAGUCGAGGCAGGAGAGAUAUGAGAGAUUGCAACGUGUAUGGAUCACAGAACUGGGCACAGCCUCUGUCUGAAGUGGCCGUUACGCUCAAUCAAUGUUGUUCUGCUCCUGCUCCUCAGUCUUUCUCCUGUACAGCGAGACUGAUAUGUCGCCGAUUUUCUUUUGCUCAUUGCCGAUGUCGCUGUACAUCUCAGCCAAGAGUAACAAGACACCGCGUCUCUGUUACAUAAUGUAUCCAACCGAGAGCACCGACAUGCUUCUCUCGUGCUGUUCAGGAUGAUUCUUGGUCACUUUAAAAUCUAAGGGAUAUUUAUCAAGUUUGGCCAACUUUCUGUUAUAUUUGGUUUAAAGGGAGAAUCCUUGUUUAUGUGCAUCAUGUGUCCAUCAGUGUUGAUGGUAAAUGUAGUCAACUGAAGCAAUUCAUUUCUCAAUGCGUGCUGUAUUGACCGUGAAAGCUGAGAUGUCCUGCUCACAAGUGCCUACAUGUACCACGAUGCACAGCAUGCAAGCUUCUGACGCCCAGGGUCCCCGCCGGACAUAUCCUCUUGUGUUGCCGCAGCCUCUGGCUCUCUCUGCCGAGUCAGCUAAAGCAGCGUGUAUGCUAAAAUGUAUCCUCGUCCAUAACCUCCUCUGCACUCAUAUUUCGGGAAGUCACUGUUGGCAAUGUAACUAGUUUACAAUACAAACAAGGAAGUUCUGUUUGUGUGCCCCCGCGUCAGCCAUGGCAGGAAGUGUCAUGUUUACGGGUUGUCCGUCUGUCUCAGUCUCGUUAACGCGAUAUCUGACGAAGGCGAGGAGGGAAUUUCUUCAAAUUUCGGCAAAUACAUCCACUUGAACUCAACAAUGAACUGAUUAGAUUUUGGUGGUCAACGGUCAAGGUCACUGUGACCUCGCAAAACACAUUUUGUGCCAUAACUCAAGAAUUAUAACAAUUUCACACAAAUAAAAUGAUGAAGUGAUGACAUUUUGGACAGAAUUGGAUGUAAACUGCAACGUAACUGGUUGGCAGAGGCAUACAACUGCGAGGCGGUGGUUCUAGUUUACUCAACUUACAAGGAGGUUCUGUGUUUGAGCGUGCAUCUAGAGCUCGCCCCCUGGCUACCCGAGGUGGAGUCACCUGAAAAGAUGAGAUAAGAUAAGAUGCAGGAAGAACAACAGCUUUUAUAUCUGCGAACUUCUCUCAAUAUAUCGCCCACUGAGGAGUUUAUUGAAUUUAUUUGCCAAAACUUCCCAGGAUGCAGGAUCUGAAUUGGUUGAGAUGGAAACCUGGCUGGUGUGCGUCUGUAGAGGCAGGAAGCUUUAGACGAGGUAAUGCGCCCAUGCUCUCAGCCUGACUCGGCUGAUGCAUUGUUAGAGGAUCAUAAUCACUUAAGAGGUUUAAUUUGAAGCGUUCCUUUUCUCUAUGCAUGUCAUCCCAGGAGGACGGCAGUAUACAUGAAGGGCAAAAGAAAUAAUGUGUUGGCCGGUAGAAUUAUAUUUUAUUACGCUUACAUGUUGUCAUGAUGUUGCUACCAAAUCAGAAUUGCUUUGUUAAUGCAACUGAAUAUCAAAAAGGUCAUUUACCAAAAAAAUGAAAUUGCAUACUUUUGUUUCCAAAGACUCAGUUUUUCUAGUGAAAUUGUAAUCGCCUGACGUUCAUCGUGUUAGUUAGUGAGAACUAGAGCUGCAACAAAUGCUUAGUCUUUCACAAAAGGAAAGUCCGCAGUGCUCACAAGUUUAAAACGUGUAUUAAAGGUGCACAAAAGUUAAACAGAAGAAAAGUCUCACAUGGCUUUCUCAUAGUGAAAUUCUAAAAACAUGGCCGAUGCUUGGACAUGUUGCUUGUGCAGCUCAAACCUUCUGUUUUGAUAGAAAGAAGAAAAAAGGAAAUCUGCAACUAUUUUCAUUAUUUUAGCAAAAAGCCAAGAUGAUGUGCUUCUAAAGAAAUCAACCAUUUUCUGUUUGUCUUUGGCUCGUGUGAUGGUAAAGGGAAAUGUUUGGGUUUUGUGAAGCUGUUGGAACAAAGCAUUUUGAAAACGUCCCUUUGGGAUCCAGGAAAAUUGUAAGGAGCUUUUUUUAUUUUUACACAUUUUUUUGACAUAAUGUUCAAAAGUCCUCCCAAAAAAACAUUCCUGGAACUCAAGGUGACGUCUUUAAAUUGCAUUUCUGUCCGACCAAUAAUCCAAAAGCCAAAGAUAUUCAAUUUACUAUGAUUGAGAAAUAAUAUUCAUGUCAACAGAAGUACAUUUUUGAUUCUUUUGCUUUAAGAAAAUGACUCAAACGAUUAAUCGAACUUCAAAAUGGUAUGCAAACUAAUCGUUAAUUGAUCUACUCUCUACUUAAAACUUUCAGAUUAUUAGCUUUGUCAAGCGACUGAAACCACAGAAUUACUUGCACAGCUUUUAAUUUACAUCCACAUGACAACCCACAACCUCUGAAGGCGUAUUGUAACCCACAGAGGACGAUGACUGUGCAAUACAUUUCUCCUUUGCUCAUUAACUGAUUCACUGUGUUAAAGGGAUUUUUCAUUUUGUGGACGUGAGAACAGCCGGAGGGCUCCAUUUGAGAUUUUGACUGAACAACACUGAGCCUGAAGAAGAUUUCCUACUUACACACAUGCAGCUUGACCGUUAAGAAUGUUUAUUUUUGUCUUGCGUGACUGCAUAUUUAUAUUGUGCCUUUUAACCGUCAUCUGUAUGCAUAAUCUCAAAGGGAAAGACUUUAGUACAUUUAUCACUGCAUUGUUAUAUUAUCCAAAGUGUUAUCUUACUGCUUUUUUCUUUUUAAACUCAAGUGUUGUGUUUUGUCACUAGACUUUGUUUGAUGUGAUUGUCCUGUCUGCACUAUAUUUGAAAGUCCUCUUUCUAGAAAAUGAUAAAAUCCACUGCUGUUUGAGCGAAAGGAUUCAGAUGGCUGACGCUACUUUGCCGUCAGUUGCGUUCUCAUAAUGUUUUAAAAAUAAUCUCAAUUUGGAGUGAAAACGAAUUUGUGUUUUACAUAAGUUUACUCUCUUUCAACAAUCAAUGUCUGCUUUGUAUUAGAUUUCUGCUUCCUUUUGAAAAGGAGAUUGCAUUUCUUGCGUUGCUGUGAAGCGUUUGGCUUCGCUUUGAGACAAUCCUCUAAUACUUGGUAUUUUAAUGAAGAUCACGUUACUAAAGUGCAAAUGUUUGAUUGUUCAGUGUCGGUGAGUUAAAGGCUCUUCUGUCAGUCCGCACACACCAUUGAGACACCGUAUACAACCUUUUGCAUUUCUUCUGCUUGUUGAAUGUGUUUCUGCGCCUUCACUUCGUCUGCAUGUCAUGUCUGUUUUUGAAGUAUACCAUGGCGGUUACAUAAUGACCAUGAAAUGAUGUUAAAGAGCUAUAUUCUUCUGUGUCCUCUUUCUCUUUCCGAUGCCAAAUGCUGUUUUUAAUUAGUGUGUUUUGUGUUUCUGUAUUUCAUCUCAUCUUCAAGGACCUGUGAGGCCACAUACGGUUACGUAGAGAGCCUGAAUGUGGUCCUGUAAACUGAAUACUAUCAUAAUAAUCUAUGCUAAUUUAAUUACAAUAAUCCUGUUUCCCCCACAUUAGGUGUUUGGGACCUCGUCACAGUCCUGUAAGGUGUUCCUGUAUUCACUCAAUACAGUGUAAAUAAACUUUAACAAGUUUCAGA
Cottoperca gobio is the source of this 7410-nucleotide messenger RNA. RefSeq names its product EYA transcriptional coactivator and phosphatase 3 (gene eya3). NCBI's taxonomy places the organism in Eukaryota, Metazoa, Chordata, Actinopteri, Perciformes, Bovichtidae. Gene Ontology annotation, biological process: multicellular organism development; negative regulation of extrinsic apoptotic signaling pathway in absence of ligand; positive regulation of DNA repair. Gene Ontology annotation, molecular function: protein tyrosine phosphatase activity. The transcript has 19 exons. The coding region runs from base 183 to 2009 and encodes 608 amino acids. Gene Ontology annotation, cellular component: nucleus. The record is from RefSeq and is a predicted model, not a curated record.